This is a messenger RNA of Yarrowia lipolytica CLIB122, 570 nucleotides long. RefSeq lists its product as uncharacterized. The record is from RefSeq and is a predicted model, not a curated record. Gene Ontology annotation, biological process: endoplasmic reticulum to Golgi vesicle-mediated transport. NCBI's taxonomy places the organism in Eukaryota, Fungi, Ascomycota, Dipodascomycetes, Dipodascales. Gene Ontology annotation, cellular component: TRAPP complex.
AUGAUCUACUCCUUUUGGAUUUUCGACAGACACAGUGAAUGCAUAUACACCAAGGAAUGGAGCGAACAGCCGACAUAUGGACCGACCAGCAACCAUUCUCACAACGCCAGCAUCUCAUCCAACCACAGCUUUGGAUCGGCCCAGGGCAGCGUGGGGUCUUCUCGACGAGCAUCUCGAAUCGAAGGCAUUCCGUCGGUCAACACAUCGAUCCACCCGGUGGCAAAACGGAACCGUGAGGACGACGCCAAACUGAUUUUCGGCGCUGUCUUUUCGCUCAGAAACAUGGCAACCAAGUGGGCCGGCGAAAAUGGCACGGACUCGUUUGUCAGCUUCAAGACUAACAAAUACAAGCUGCACUACUUUGAGACACCCACUAACCUGAAAAUGGUGCUGCUGACGGAUCCCUCACGGCCGAGCUUGCGAGACGCUCUCCAUGACAUUUACGUCAAUCUGUUUGUGGAGUACGUUAUUAAGAAUGCCCUUUCGCCCCAGGAGUUUUCCUCGACAAACCCCAUCGACAACGACCUCUUUAACAACGGCGUGGAUACGUACAUCAAGGGCCUCGCAUAG